Molecule: messenger RNA, 1175 nt
Organism: Contarinia nasturtii (swede midge)
Lineage: Eukaryota; Metazoa; Arthropoda; Insecta; Diptera; Cecidomyiidae
Gene: hkb
Product: Krueppel-like factor 4
Exons: 3
Coding region: 180-1055 (291 amino acids)
Biological process (GO): regulation of transcription by RNA polymerase II
Molecular function (GO): RNA polymerase II cis-regulatory region sequence-specific DNA binding; DNA-binding transcription factor activity, RNA polymerase II-specific
Source: RefSeq, a predicted model, not a curated record
GAAGCUGUGAACAUCGAUUUUAUGUUCAAAUAUUGAAGCGAAAAAAACUAACGCAAAAUUACACGAAGUAUAUCGUAGUUUGAAAAAAAAAAAGAAUUAAAUCUAUUGACAAUAAAAAAACGAACAUUUUAUACAAAAAUCCUGUGUGAUUGUGAUAUUUUUGAAAUUGUGUUGUGAAAAUGUCGGUCAAAUGUGCCAUAUCUCCGCCACAAACGUAUUCGCGUUUGUUUCGUCCUUGGGAUGGAAAAACCCAUCAGGACAGUACAAUAACAUCGACAACGAUGCAAUCAAAACAGAUCAUUGCUCCAUCGAUUAGUCCGCGAUCAAUUAUCGAUAAAAAAAUCGAAUGCUGUGAUGAAAUCUGUGAAAAAGUUCCUGUGAAAGAUGAACCAAUGUUUCGUGAGAAUUGCGAAAAAUCAACCAGCGCUGCAAUGAAUGAACAAUCAACAACGACGACCAUCGCAACAACCGCAACAUUUUUAAAUUGUGCUCCACAAACAAAAUUGGAUAUAAAUCAAGUGCCACCACAUCUACAAACACAAAUACCUGGAUUCUUUCCGACCGCUCCAUUUUUCGCACAACCACCGCCAGCAGCGACAACAACCUAUCCAGAUAUUAUGUUGCCCAAUCUUCCAUUCAUGGGUGUCGAUCCAUUUGUAAUGGAACAAGAAUAUGCUCGAGUUUUGGCCGAAGAAGCGCAAGUUAAAAUGAUGACAGCCAGAAAACAACGACCAAAAAAAUUCAAAUGUCCGCAUUGUGAUGUUGCUUUUUCAAAUAACGGUCAACUCAAAGGACAUAUUCGAAUUCAUACAGGUGAAAGACCAUUUAAAUGUGAUGAACCAAAUUGUGGCAAAACAUUCACACGAAAUGAAGAAUUGACGAGACAUAAACGUAUUCACACAGGCCAUCGACCAUUCCCGUGUCAAACCUGUGGCAAACGCUUUGGCCGUCGUGAUCAUCUUAAAAAGCAUACACGAACCCAUUUUGUUCAAGAUCGUUAUAUGCAAUCAGCAAUGCUUUUACCAUUAUAUCAUCCUUAUCUGUAUGGAUACUAAAUGAAUUUCAAAUCGAAUAGCAUAGAUUUAUUUUUAUUUUUUUGUCUGAACUUUUAAUAAAUGAAAUGUGUACAUAGAAUUCAACUGUAAGAUAAGAAGAUUAAAAUUAACAUUAAGAAC